Molecule: messenger RNA, 1671 nt
Organism: Mycena indigotica
Lineage: Eukaryota; Fungi; Basidiomycota; Agaricomycetes; Agaricales; Mycenaceae
Exons: 12
Coding region: 1-1671 (556 amino acids)
Biological process (GO): transmembrane transport
Molecular function (GO): transmembrane transporter activity
Source: RefSeq, a predicted model, not a curated record
AUGGAGCAACCACCACCUCAACCUCAAAAUAACCCGUUUCCUCAAAGCGAUUCUACAGCAACGCAUCAGUCUGAAAACCAAACCGGUCUCCAAGCCUCUUCGCGAUCAAGUACAAGACCCGCGAGGCCUAGUAUUGUUUCAUCGCUCCUCAACUUUGGGCUCGACACAUCUGCCAUUCCUCUCAUCAGCAACAAAACUCGCCGACGAUCUUUCAUUGUCCACAAUGUAGCAGACAUCGACGACCGAAGAAGAUUCAUUCUAAAGCUGGCGAAAGCUCUGAUGACAUUUGGUGCCCCAUCCCAUCGAAUUGAAUCUCAACUUGUUGCUGCAUCGAAAAUUCUAGAAGCCGAAGCCAUGUUUGUACACCUGCCCAAUAUCAUCAUCGUGACUAUUCGCCAUGGACAGACUACUAGAACCUACUUUGUUCGCGCCAAGGGUCGCAUCUCGCUCUCUCGUUUGAACGCUGUUCACCGCAUAUACCGCCGGGUGCUGCACGACAAAUUUCAUGCCAAGGAAGGUACCAUAGCCCUCAAAAAACUGCUUGCGGCUCCUCCUGUGUACAACCUCUGGAUUCGAUGUCUCUUUUCUUUCACCUGCGCUUCAAUUCUUUGUGUCUUGUCUUUUGGAGGCUCUUUUCUUGAUAUGUGGAUCAGCGGAUGCUGCGCCGCCGUUUUGCAAUAUCUUGGUCUGAACGCCGCGAGCAAGAGCUCCAUGUAUGCCAACGUCUACGAAAUAUCUGCAACCAUUAUCGUCGCCUUUGUUGCCCGCGGGCUUAGUAAUAUUCCUGGCAAUUAUUUCUGCUAUAGCGCGAUCUCUUCAGCAGGUGUCAUUGUCAUCCUCCCUGGCUUCACUGUUCUGGUCUCCUCAUUGGAGCUAAUGUCCAAGAAUAUGUUCUGCGGUUCUGUCAGAAUUGUCUACGCCGUCAUAUACACCCUGUUCCUUGGCUUUGGUUUGACCCUUGGUUCCGACUUAUAUCUUGCUGUGGAUGGUCGAGCGCGAAGAGCCUAUCAUUCUGGUCCUGCUACAGAUCCUACCACAUAUACUCAUGGAAUAUUUCAAGUGGGCAACGGAUCUCAUACGGGAACAUCGAUUUCAGGAGUACUUGGUCUCACUGGGCGAAGUUUUGAAAAUGAACACAUAAUCAAAGGUUGCUUCCGCCAUCCAGUCUGGCCAUGGACUCGACAGCCUUUUCCUUGGUGGACGAUGCUCUUCUUAGUGCCCUUGUACACGACCUCCUCUUCUUUGUCCAAUCUGCAGAGUGUGUCUUCAUGGGAUUCCCGGAAACAGCUGGCAAUCAUGGUCUUCUUCUCCUGCUGCUCGUAUACUGCCAACCGAGCCGUCAGCCAAAUACUCCCUAGUCGACCGGACAUUGUUUCUGCCACAGGCGCCUUCAUCAUUGGAUUGUUGGGAAAUCUCUAUUCUCGACUUCUUCGGGGAACUGCAUUUACUUCGAUGGUGACGGGAGUUCUCUUCCUAGUACCGUCUGGCAUCGCACAGGGCGGUGGACUCACACAAACAUACAAGAGCUCAGUCGAUCAGUACUCUAGCGGAUUCUCACUCGCUUUGAGAAUGAUAUCAGUUGCGGCUGGUGUGAGCGUUGGGCUGUUUGUUGGGCAAGCAGUCGUUUAUUCCUUCGGAAGUCGUAAAAAUGCGGCUCACUUCGCUUUCUGA